Messenger RNA from Anoplophora glabripennis (Asian longhorned beetle), 1555 nucleotides. It is a transcript of the gene AlkB, whose product is annotated as nucleic acid dioxygenase ALKBH1. NCBI's taxonomy places the organism in Eukaryota, Metazoa, Arthropoda, Insecta, Coleoptera, Cerambycidae. The coding region runs from base 95 to 1072 and encodes 325 amino acids. The record is from RefSeq and is a predicted model, not a curated record. Gene Ontology annotation, cellular component: nucleus; cytoplasm. The transcript is spliced from 5 exons. Gene Ontology annotation, molecular function: ferrous iron binding; broad specificity oxidative DNA demethylase activity; oxidative RNA demethylase activity. Gene Ontology annotation, biological process: oxidative RNA demethylation.
UCAUCCCUUGCAUACUUGUUUUCAUUUUAUAACCUUAAUUUUUCACGUUUAAAUGUAAACAAUAUUAAAACCUUACACUACUAACGCCUCAAUCAUGUUUAAGCAAAGUUUUAAGUAUUAUAAGUCGAAAAAUCCUCCACCAAACUUGGACAAUGUUUUAGAUUUAAAUAAAUCAAACGAUUUAACAGAGUUCCAGAUAAAAAAAGUUAGCAUUAAAUGCGAGGAAAGGAAGAAAAUGUUUGGUUUCAAGCAUCCAAAGACGUGGGAAGUUUAUGAAAUUGUGGAUACACCAGGUAGUCUGUUGUUCAUUAGAAAUCCAUUUACUAGUAUCGGACAAAGGUAUUGGACAGUAAAAUGCCUGCAGGAUUACUCAAAGAAACCGAACAAAACAAAUAUCGAUGCUUUUAAUUUAGUACCUGAAAACAAAGAGUGGUGGGAAAUGUGCCAAAAUAAUAACAAUGUUUUACUGAUGAAUAAACUCAGAUGGGUUACGUUAGGUUAUCAUCACAACUGGGAUACAAAGGUAUACAGUGAAGAAGAUAAAGGCAAAUUUCCUAAAGACUUGAGCGAUAUGACCCUGUACGUAGCUAGCAUAUUAGGAUAUACAAAUUUCAGUCCAGAGGCAGCUAUCGUGAAUUACUACCACAUGGAUUCUACUUUAUCGGGCCAUACGGAUCACUCGGAGAAGGACCUAGAGGCGCCUUUAUUUUCAUUUAGUUUUGGGCAGACGGCAAUAUUUCUACUUGGCGGUAAUACGAAAGAUGACAAACCAACCCCGAUAUUUAUAAGGAGCGGCGACAUGGUCGUAAUGAGUAAAGAAUCGCGUUUGGCCUAUCACGGAGUUCCAAAAAUCCUACAGAUAGACUCGAGAUACUGGGAUCCCAUCGACGAGAAUGAUUUGUGUUACAUCGGGAAAGACUACAGAGAAGUGGUGAAUAUCUGUAAAGACGACGCUUUGUGGAAGCCGUUCGGCGAUUAUUUGACGUAUUCGAGGAUUAACAUAAACGUAAGACAAGUAUUAAGUCGUGGUCAGAAAAGGUUGAAUAGCGAAGAUGCCGAAGAUGUUACUUAAAGACGAUAUUAACUAUUUAUAAAUGUAUUUUGAGAAUAUAUAGACUUUUUUAUAUAUAUAAUAAUAAUACAUUUUUGUAAUUAUCGGAUUGUUUCGAGUAUUUUAAUCAAAGGUUUUUUUGUUUGUUUUUGUUUUUCCUUAGUGCCUUUAAUGUACAAUGUAAAUAAUGUUUAGUAAUUCUAGACUAUUAAAAAAAUGUGUUGAAUGAAAGGGCUGCUUUUGUGGCUAAGAUGUGCAAUUGUUAGAGUUUGUCGUUUCGCUGCAUGUGAAUAAGGCAGUACGGUAGAGAUGGUUCUGUAACCAAGGAUUACGUUUCGUUGUGUGCAUAAUGCUGCCCAAAACAUUUUCUGACAUACUGUGACGGAAAAGUAAUAAAAUGUUGUAUCAACUUAUACAGAUGCCAUCUUGGUUAUUUUUAUUAUAUACUACCUUUUAUUUCAAUGAAAUGAGGCACAGAAACGUUUUUAAUACUCGUAUAUUCAA